AAUAUGUUGCAUCAAUGUUUCAUAUCAGUUGUAUUUGAACCAAAUUAAAAUUAGGGGCAGUGGGUUACGUUUAUUGUAGUUGUUUGUCCCGUGAUCAUUCUAGAAGAUUUAGUAUUGUAAAAUUUUAAUAAAUUGCAACUUUGUUAGGAAUUGUGAAUCAAAUACAAUUGUUCUAUGUUGGAGAAUAAGUUAUGCAUAAAAGGAUAAGGGGGAGUUCUCCUUAAAUUGCACCGUUAUCUUUUGAUACAAAACUCUACUCGAGCUAAGUUACAUUCCUUACACAAGAACGAUGCAAAUAGGAACCGGUCAUGGAUAGUUGAAUAUUACAUCCAAAAUCUCUUGGAAAGAACUAAUCAGGAGUGAGUUGUUUCCACUCUAAACAUUUGCUAUAGGGUCACCUGGUAAUUGCUCCUAGAAAUAUUCAUCACAUAAGAGAAUUUUCAUGCCAAAUGCUCCUAGUACUAGGAUUUUUCGGUUCAAAUGUCCAUCCCAAGUGAGAGGGUUCAUGCUGUUUGUUUUUUGUCUUUCUUUAACUUUUUUUCCUGGCCUGCACGUGAAAUCAUGAAACAUUCAAACAUGGAGAAGCAAGCAAGCAUGCAAAUGCGAGUUUGGACGAGAACUAAAAGCCUUUUGUGCCACUGAAAUCAUGGAAAAUAUCAAACGAGACAGCCAUUCAGCUGUCAAGUAACUCAAUUCCCACACACAACCAAGUUCCACAAUAAUAUCUCGCCAAGAUAUUCCUCUGCCCCAUCAAUUUUAUUUCAAUCGAUUCUAGUGUUUGUGGUCCUAGUUUAUUAUUUUCCUUUCACGUCUCUAGUUCGUCUCUGUACAAAUUCUUUACAGUCAGUCUACCACACCUGUCAACUACUCCAUGGGAUGUUUGUCAUGUGGAUGUGGAUGAAGAACCCAAUUAGCAUCUGAUCUUUCUCUUCUCCAUGUGAAGACAAUAACACUUGAUCAGAAGAAGACUUUCCAAAUUCCCAUUUGAAAAUUAAACAGGGCAAUCUCUCUGUUAUGUUUCAGCAGCUUCCCUGUUUCUCACUUGAUCAUCAUCCUCCUCUCCUUAUUUACCUUCUUAUCUUUCUCUUCUCUUGCUAUUAUCAAGAACCCAGUUUGCAGCAAACACCUUUGCAAAACCAUAACCAUGAAGAAACUUGUUCUCCCUCCUCUGCCUCUUUACCUCCUUCCCCUGUCAAAACAAUUAUAUUGACAGCCCAUUGAAUUUUCUUUAACAAAGUCCCACGUCUAAGAUUGAAAGAGGAAAGAAAAGUCUUUGAUGUUUGACGAAACCAGAGAAGGCAAGUCGUUGAUCCAUCCACGUAUCCUACUUGUGCUCGAGAAAUUCAAUAUUGUGCAUGCAAACAAGAAUGUAACGACAACUAUAGAAGACUAGCUCAGCUGAUUGAAAUCAUUGGACGUUUUGGUCUCCUUGUGAAAGUUUUAGGCAAAUAAGCUUCAAUACGAAAAAAAUCAGAAAAGAAAACAAAAACUACUUUCUUUUACAUUUCCACGCAAUUUCUCAGAAAAAUAUGCAUGUCUUUUUUUUUGGUAACUGGAAAAUAUCAUGCAUCUCAAUGAUAAAAGGAGACCGACAACCAUACGCCUACCUACCAGACACAUGAACACAUGACGAAGAUGUGGUAGCACUGAAACAAUAGAAAGCUUUUUUUUUUUCUUUUGUGGACAAAAAAAUAGAAAGCUUAUGCCUGAAUUAUUCUAUGUUGUUGACCAACAUAAUUUUAAUAUUUUGUUUUAAAAUAAAAUUUUUUUUUUAAAAAAAAAGCAAAAGAAAGCUUUACAAAAGAAGAAAGCAGUAAACACCUUUACAAACCAAUAACCAUCCUUUGAAUCAUCAUCUUAAUUACCCCUUGAUCUUUUACUGCUCUUGCCAUUAUCAAGAACCCAAUUAGCAGCAAACACCUUUCCAAACAAUAACCAUGAAGAAACUCCUCCUCCCUCCUCUGCCUCUCUACCUCCUGCCCCUCUUUCUGCAAAUUGGCAGCCUAAUCUCUGCACCUAUCUACACUCCGGUCGAAGACAUCACUAUCAACUGUGGCUCUUCCGAAACCUUAUCCAACAUAUAUGACAAGCGAAAUUGGGUUGGAGAUAUCAAAUCAAAAUUUUCCCCCUCUGAAUUACACCAAGCUGACACCAACACCUCCUCCGAAGUCAGAAAAGCUCCUCCCUCCUCCUCUGUUAGCCAAGUGCCCUACACCACAGCUAGGCUUUCUCGCUUCGAAUUUUCUUACAAAAUUUCCCUCUCCACCGGGCAGAAGUUUAUUCGCUUCUACUUCUACCCAGUUUCAUAUGACCCCGGCUUCGACCGGUCCAAAGCCCUCUUCUCUGUUCAAGCAGGUGGCUUUACCCUUCUCCAUGAUUUCAAUGCUUCUGUAACUGCUGAUGCUAGUGAGACUGAGACGCUAAUAAGAGAGUUCUGUUUGAAUAUUGAUGAAGGACAGAGCUUGACCAUCACGUUCACUCCGAGCAGAGCAAUCCCAGAUGCUUAUGCCUUCGUCAAUGGGAUUGAGAUUGUGUCCAUGCCCACCAAUCUUUACUACACUGCAUCCGAAAGCCAUGGAGUUGAUUAUGUAGGCAACGAAGCCAAUUAUCGCAUCGAAAACAUCACGGCGAUGGAGAUGGUGUACCGAAUAAACGUCGGUGGAAGUGCACUCUCUUUCGACCAAGACACUGGGAUGUACCGCAAUUGGGACAGUGUAGUAGACGAGCAAAAGUACUUGGAUGAUUUGAGUUCCAGGUGGACUGUUCUUCCACAAAACGUUAGCCUUCAACUCAACUUUGUGAAAAUACCAGAGUACUGUGCUCCACAAGUAGUUUACCGAACGGGCCGGUCCAUGGGCAGCAACCACACCCGAAACAAGAGCUACAAAUUGACCUGGGAAUUUCCCGUAGAUCCCAUGUUUCUUUACCUGCUAAGGCUUCAUUUCUGUGAGUUUGAGCCUGAAAUUAUGGACCCCGGGGACCGAUCGUUUCUAAUCUAUGUGGAGAACCAACUUGCUGAGCCACAAGCCGACUUAAUCGUGUGGAGUGGUGGAAAUGGGAUACCAAUCUACAGGGAUUACGUCGUGUUCAUGCCUGCAGGCCCUGAUCAGAAGAAAGUUAAGCUCUUUCUUGCACUGCAAGCAAACCCAAGAGAUUGGAUGACUAAAUACAAUGAUGUACUCUUGAACGGCCUUGAACUCUUCAAACUCAAUGAUACAAAUGGAAAUCUUGCCGGACCAAACCCCGACCCACGUCCAUACAUUCCGGUCAAUGCUAUCACCGUUCAAUGCGGCUAUUCUGGCCAGCUGGUCACUCUGGAUGACGGCCGAAAUUGGACUGGAGACAUAAAUUCAGAGUUUUCACCCGUUGAAGUACACCAAGCUGCAAGUUACACAUCCCUCGUAAGAGACGCACCUCCGUCGUCCUCCUUUGCCAGCAGAGCUGUGCCGUACAACAGAUCGCGGCUGUCUCGCUCUGAAUUUACAUACACAUUUAACCUCACCACUGGCCAAAAGUUCAUUCGUCUGUAUUUCUACCCUGUUUCAUAUGGUGUCGACUUCCACCGCUCCAAUGCAGUCUUCUCCGUCAAAGCUGGUGGCUUUACCCUUCUCCACAACUUCAACACUUCUCUCACUGCCGAUGCUUCUGGGAUGGAGACGAUAUACAGAGAAUUCUGUGUAAGCAUUGAGGAGGGAGAAAAGAGUUUGAACAUCACAUUCACUCCAAGCCGGGCAAGCCGAGAUGCGCAUGCCUUUAUCAACGGCAUUGAAAUUGUAUCCAUGCCUAGGAAUCUUUACUACACUCCACCGUACAGCGACGGGGUUGCGUUUGUUGGCAACCAAAUCAACUUCCGCAUUGAAAACACGAUUGUUCUAGAGAUGGUCUACCGAUUGAAUGUCGGGGGAGUCUUAAUUCUUCCCAAGAAAGAUACUGGCAUGUACCGCAAAUGGGAUAGUGAUGAUGAGGAGAAAAGGUACUUGGACACUUCAAGUUUAAGUUUGAGCCGCCUUCUGCAACAAAAUACUAGUAUAGAACUCCACUUUAACACAAUUGCAAAGUACACUGCGCCAAAAGAAGUUUACCAAACCGGUCGGUCAAUGGGUGAGGACGCCAACAUAAACAAGAGCUUUAAUCUCAUCUGGCAAUUUCCUGUAGAUUCCGAGUUUUCAUACCUGGUUAGGCUUCAUUUUUGUGAGUUUCAACCAAAAAUCACCAAGGUUAGAGACCGAAUUUUUACAAUCCAAAUGGUCAAUCUAACCGCAGGACAAGGAGCCGACAUAAUUGAAUGGAGUGGUGGAAAUGAGAGCCCAGUGUACAAAGACUAUUUGGUCUCCAUGCCUACCGACCCUGGUGGAACCCGGAAGAAAGUUAACCUCUCUCUCGCACUGCAAGCAAAUCCAAAUGCUGGAAUCUUGAAUGGGCUCGAAAUCUUCAAGCUAAGUGACUUAAAUGGCAAUUUUGCUGGACCCACCGAUUUGACGCCGUCAAGUUCAGUAAAACACAACACCAAGUCCAAUCGUAUACUUGCCAUUGCUGCCGGUGUAGCUUCCGGCCUACUUGUGUUCUCUGUCCUGUUUGGAUUCCUGAUUUUCAGGCGACGACUGAAAGCCAAGUCCUUUGUCUCCUCCAUCCACGGGCCAACCAAGUCAACAGAGACUCGCGGGUCAUCUUUACCUCCUUAUUUAUGUCGUUACUUUCCACUGGCUGAGAUCAAAGCCGCCACCCAAAACUUCAAUGAUAGUUUCAUCAUUGGAGUUGGCGGGUUUGGGAACGUGUACAAAGGCUAUAUCGACGAUGGUGGGCCAACCCCUGUAGCUAUCAAACGGCUGAAACCCGAGUCAUCACAGGGAGCCCAUGAGUUCAAGACGGAAAUCGAGUUGCUGUCCCAGCUCCGCCACCGCCAUUUAGUGUCUCUCAUUGGAUAUUGUACAGACGACAAUGAGAUGAUCUUGGUGUACGAUUACAUGGCACGUGGGACCCUCGCCGACCAUCUCUACCACAAGGAUAACCCGCCUCUUUCUUGGGAGCAACGGCUUCAAAUUUGUAUUGGCGCGGCACGAGGGUUGAGCUACCUUCAUACCGGUGCCAAGGGCACCAUCAUCCACCGGGACGUGAAGAGCACAAACAUUUUAUUAGAUGAGAAAUGGGUGGCCAAAGUAUCGGACUUUGGAUUGUCAAAAAUGGGCACUACCAACACGUCCAAGACUCACAUUAGUACAAUGGUGGAAGGUAGUUUCGGAUAUUUGGACCCGGAAUACUACCGACGUCAACGGCUAACCGAGAAGUCGGACGUUUAUUCGUUUGGUGUAGUAUUGUGUGAAGUACUGUGUGUAAGGCCGGCUGUGAUGCAUACGGUGGAGCUGAGGCAAAUGAACUUGGCUGAGUGGGCCAGGAAUUGUCAUCGCGACGGGGAACUUGAUCAAAUUAUUGAUCCAAGCAUAAGGGGUAAGAUUGAAAUUCAGUGUCUGAAUCAGUUUGUUGAGAUUGCAAUGAGUUGCAUGAAUGAUAGUGGAAUUGAACGGCCGUCAAUGAAUGAUGUUGUGAGGGCGCUUGAGCUUGCAUUGCAGCUCCACCGCAACUGCAUUGAAAGGAACAAUGAGGUUGCCUUCGUCAAUGAUAGUGCCGAUGCCGAACUUAGAAGUUCCAAGCCAGGUUGCGCUACAGAUGAAUCCAUCCAAUGUAUAUCUGAGACGAUCUUUUCUGAGAUUAAUGAUCCAAAUGGGAGAUAAUGGACAUCAUUUUGAAUUACCCAAAAAAAAUGUAUUUGUAUUUGAAACCAAUAAUAUUGAAUGCAAAUAAAUUACUUGGAGUAACAGCAUGCUCAAUUUUUUACAUGCAAGUCUCGGGGGAAUAUCAAAAUAGGAGAUCCAAAGUUGGUGAAUUUUAAAUGUUAUUCUGUACAUGUAAUGUUUUUCUAUGAACGACGUGGAGGUGGAACUGCUGCUGCUGCUGCUGGCAAAGACAAAUUGUUGUGAGGACUUCUGUUAUUAUUUGUGAGUUUAAACUCGUUUUCUUUGGCUUUGCAUUAAACUCAGACGGCAUGACGGUAUGAUAUGUCAUUUUCAAUAUAUUUUUUUUUGUUUUAAGUGAAAAAGCAAUUAUAUUGUUAGCCAUUGAAUUUAUUUUAACAAAAUCAGAC
This is a messenger RNA of Prunus persica (peach), 6139 nucleotides long. RefSeq names its product receptor-like protein kinase FERONIA. Lineage: Eukaryota; Viridiplantae; Streptophyta; Magnoliopsida; Rosales; Rosaceae. The record is from RefSeq and is a predicted model, not a curated record. The coding region runs from base 1938 to 5729 and encodes 1263 amino acids. The transcript has a single exon. Gene Ontology annotation, biological process: protein phosphorylation. Gene Ontology annotation, molecular function: protein kinase activity; ATP binding.